This is a messenger RNA of Pteropus alecto (black flying fox), 1967 nucleotides long. RefSeq names its product isthmin 1 (gene ISM1). Bases 1 to 1395 code for a protein of 464 amino acids. Gene Ontology annotation, biological process: negative regulation of angiogenesis. The record is from RefSeq and is a predicted model, not a curated record. The transcript is spliced from 6 exons. Lineage: Eukaryota; Metazoa; Chordata; Mammalia; Chiroptera; Pteropodidae.
AUGGUGCGCCUGGCUGCCGAGCUGCUGCUGCUGCUGGGGCUGCUGCUGCUCACGCUGCACAUCACCGUGCUGCGCGGCUCCGGAGCCGCCGACGGGCGGGAGGCGGCCGCGGGCAACGCCAGCCGGACCCAGCUGCAGAAUAACCUCAAUGUGGGAAGUGACUCUACAUCAGAAACCAGCUUUCCUUUCUCCAAAGAAGCACCAGGGGAGCUUCUGGACCACCAGGCUGCACACCAACCCCUCCCCAGACAGCGAGUCCAGCAAGAGGCUAGGCGAUCUUCAUUGCAAAGAGAUGGCCCCAGAUCCUUUCUUCUUGAUCUACCAAAUUUUCCAGAUCUUUCCAAAGCUGAUAUCAAUGGGCAGAAUCCAAAUAUCCAGGUCACCAUAGAGGUGGUGGACGGUCCUGACUCUGAAGCAGAUAAAGAUCAGCAUCCGGAGAAUAAGCCCAGCUUGUCAGUCCCAUCCCCUGACUGGCGGGCCUGGUGGCAGAGGUCCUUGUCCUUGGCGAGGGCCAACAGCGGGGACCAGGACUACAAGUACGACAGUACCUCAGAUGACAGCAACUUCCUCAACCCCCCCAGGGGGUGGGACCGUCCGGCCCCAGGCCACCGGACUUUUGAAACCAAAGAGCAGCCAGAAUAUGAUUCCACAGAUGGUGAGGGCGACUGGAGUCUCUGGUCUGUCUGCAGCGUCACCUGUGGGAAUGGCAACCAGAAGCGGACCAGGUCUUGUGGCUAUGCAUGCACCGCAACGGAAUCUAGGACGUGUGACCGUCCAAACUGCCCAGGAAUUGAAGACACCUUCAGAACAGCCGCCACCGAAGUGAGUCUGCUUGCGGGAAGCGAGGAGUUUAAUGCCACCAAACUGUUUGAAGUUGACACGGACAGCUGUGAGCGAUGGAUGAGCUGCAAAAGUGAGUUCUUAAAGAAGUACAUGCACAAAGUGAUCAACGACUUGCCCAGCUGCCCCUGCUCCUACCCGACAGAAGUGGCCUAUAGCACAGCGGACAUAUUCGACCGCAUCAAGCGCAAGGACUUCCGCUGGAAGGACGCUAGUGGGCCCAAAGAGAAGCUGGAGAUCUACAAGCCCACAGCCCGGUACUGCAUUCGCUCCAUGCUGUCCUUGGAGAGCACAACGCUGGCUGCCCAGCACUGUUGCUAUGGCGACAACAUGCAGCUCAUCACUAGGGGCAAAGGGGCAGGGACACCUAACCUCAUCAGCACGGAGUUCUCAGCGGAGCUCCACUACAAGGUGGAUGUCCUGCCCUGGAUUAUCUGCAAGGGAGACUGGAGCAGGUAUAACGAGGCCCGGCCUCCCAACAAUGGACAGAAGUGCACGGAGAGUCCCUCUGAUGAAGACUACAUUAAGCAGUUCCAAGAGGCCAGGGAGUAUUAAAGAGAUGCCACCUCUGGUAUUUGUGACACAAAUGCACUGUACUGAUCUGCCACCUGGAGCAGAGUCCCUCUUACCCACAUACAUGGGUAUUUGUAUAUACCACACCACUAUUGUUCAUAAAUUACACUAGGGAUGUGCGCCAGGCCCGGUGACCGCCGUCUGAAGCCACCCUUGCCAUCUACACUGCCCACAGACCUCCUUGGACUUCCUCCUACGUGUGAUGUGGGCAGGAGGAUGAGGACAAAGAAGCCAGAAGAACCUGGAAGCCAUAGUGGGUGGGUUUCAAUUUACACCCAGAUCCAGUGUUUCCUAGAGAAGCAAAAGGGGAAAGAGACUGAAGUUGUAAACAUAAGUUUUUAUAUGUAACUUAUUUAAUAUGAAUGUGACUUAAGCUUAAACUUUUCUCUGGAGUUGUCAUCGUGAACUGUUUAAUCACUUCUGUGAGAGUUCAGACAGGGCUUAGGGAGGUGGAAGAAAAAGGGAAUUUGUAAUGAUUUCUUUAAAAAUGAAUAACUUAAUGGAAAUAUAUCAAAAUCGAGAAAAUUCUCACCUUAAACCAAAUAUUAUUUAGU